AUGUCAGGACCACUUCAAGAUAACAAGCACAACUCGUCCACACAACCCGUCCAUACCCCCCUUCAGGACCAGCCGGCUGCUGGGUACUCCCUCCAGUACCACGACUACCAGCCAGCGGCUGCCGACAGCGGUCUUCUCGCCGUGCCUCAUCCCGACGGCGAAGUGUCCCGCGGCAGGGUGCAGGCCAACAUGGCCCUCAUCGACCACCAGAUCCACGAGAACGUCGCAACAGAGCCUCGCCGUAUUGAUCACAGUGGCGCGGGAGGCACAUCUUCAUCUCACAAACCGGCUCGGGCCAAGAAAGGCCACAAAAAGGAAAGACGACAGCCGGAGAGCUUGCUGGGAGUGGGCAUGUGGCCAUCAGGACCCGAGGGAGGCAUGUCUGAACCUCCACAGGACAUGAUGGGCGGCCUCGACGUCCUCAGCCAAGAGUAUCAGCAGCAGCACUGGACUCCUGUGGCCCAGGUCGAUGAGGAGACUGCACGUCGGAUGAUGCAGGAAAACAUCGAAAGAGACAUCUUCGGGGUCGGGUCGCACUUUGAAUAA
This is a messenger RNA of Cryphonectria parasitica EP155, 546 nucleotides long. RefSeq lists its product as uncharacterized. The record is from RefSeq and is a predicted model, not a curated record. The coding region runs from base 1 to 546 and encodes 181 amino acids. The transcript is spliced from 2 exons. NCBI's taxonomy places the organism in Eukaryota, Fungi, Ascomycota, Sordariomycetes, Diaporthales, Cryphonectriaceae.